This is a messenger RNA of Ceratitis capitata (Mediterranean fruit fly), 1554 nucleotides long. RefSeq lists its product as uncharacterized. Gene Ontology annotation, biological process: sodium ion transmembrane transport. NCBI's taxonomy places the organism in Eukaryota, Metazoa, Arthropoda, Insecta, Diptera, Tephritidae. The coding region runs from base 220 to 1536 and encodes 438 amino acids. The transcript is spliced from 9 exons. Gene Ontology annotation, cellular component: membrane. The record is from RefSeq and is a predicted model, not a curated record. Gene Ontology annotation, molecular function: ligand-gated sodium channel activity.
CAAAGGCUCAACAUAAGAAACCAUCAGCCGUUCAGAGGCGGCUUAAUAUAAUAUAAACUGUGUAGGUCCCUCUAAAUUAGACAGUGGAAUGGAGCUUUUAAAGGAAGAACAGUCUAAAGUAAAAACAAUGCAUGAAGGUGGAGCUUAGAUUAAAGAAACUGCUGCUGCAACAAAUCGCCACCGAAAUAGAAUCAGUAACUUCUUAAACGUUCGUUUAAAAUGCACAAAUUCAUCUUUUGGCUUUUGCUGGUAAUUCUAUCAAUUGGCAUGUGCAUAUUUACGGGUCUGCAGGCGAUGGAUAGAUACGAAACCAAAAGCACAGUUAUGGGUCUCGAACGUGAUUUCUACUUUUGGCGCACACCAGUGGCCAGUUUUACUGUUUGUCCCAUGCGACGCCUAAGUCAGGAUCUAUUCGAUAAGUAUUGUCAGAAAAAGAAAAUCACUGGCACACAUAAGGAGGAUUUGCAACUCUUUCUAGAAACAUUAGCUAACUCAACGUAUUUCAAUUUCGCCAAUAUAACGGUACGUCCGAGUAUCGAUAGCACCUUGGAUCGUUUGCGCUUGAAACCUGCUCAAUAUAUGUCUUUAAUAUAUAAUUUGACUACCGAUUUUACACAAAUGGAGGAUGAAAAUGAACGUAUACGGUUAAAUGACGGCUUUAAAAAUUUCGUCGUACGUCAAGUGUUAACCGAAUUCGGUAUUUGCUAUUUGGGCAACAGCUAUUUACAUGAUGAGUACACCGCAAGGUAUUUAUUGUUCGGCAAAUAUCCGAAAAUCAAUAAGGAACAUGUUAAAAUGUUACUGGGUAGCUAUUUCGAUAGCGUGUUGCUAAUUUUAUCGGUGCCGAAGACGUUUGAAAGUAUUGGUGUUUUCAUACACUCCUCGCAUGAUGCCUUGAAAAUAGAGCAAAAGUUCUUUUACACGAACGAAGCCGUAUAUUAUAAAGCCGAGACUAGGGAGAUUAUAGCUGAAGAUGGUUUUGAGAAAGCCACCACAAUUGCUCAACGCAAUUGUCGCUUUCCGCACGAAUCGAAUUUGGAACACUUUGAAAUUUAUACCAAAAGUUUCUGUAUGCAAGAAUGUCGUCUAAAUAUGGUUUAUAAAAAAUGUAAAUGUAUACCACAUUUUUACCCGAAUAGAAUUCGUAAUCCAAAGCCGGUUUGCUCUUAUGCUGCACUGAAGUCCUGUGUGGCCAAAAAUGCAGAAAAUUUUCGGCGUUUACACAGUUUGAAAGCUCGAAAGACGGUGCAUUGUCAUUGCAUGGAUUCCUGUUUCAAUAGCAUUGUGGUAGUGAAGAGUGUGGAAGUUUUAGCAAAUCUCAAUGUAUUUCAAACUGGUUUCACCGUUGGCGUUGAGGUGACUACCUGGCCUUUGGAAUUGUUGAAGCGGCAAGUAAUUUUUACUUUCACUGAUUUGUUGGUUGCUGUUGGCGGUGCAGCGGGGUUGUUUCUUGGUUUUAGCGUUUUGGGCGCCAUAGAAUUCUUUUAUUAUUUCACACUACGUUUAUUAUGGUAUUUAAGAGGUUACAGAUAUUAAAAUAGAACGUGAAUAGCA